Astyanax mexicanus (Mexican tetra) is the source of this 1866-nucleotide messenger RNA. It is a transcript of the gene snip1, whose product is annotated as Smad nuclear interacting protein. The transcript is spliced from 4 exons. The record is from RefSeq and is a predicted model, not a curated record. Gene Ontology annotation, molecular function: protein binding; mRNA binding. Gene Ontology annotation, biological process: miRNA processing. Lineage: Eukaryota; Metazoa; Chordata; Actinopteri; Characiformes; Acestrorhamphidae. The coding region runs from base 147 to 1220 and encodes 357 amino acids. Gene Ontology annotation, cellular component: nucleus.
CCCGCAGGCAGGCCGGGCUGGUUUGUUGAGCGGACAGGGAGCAGAUCUGGCAGCAGUGGAAGUUUGUGGUGAGGCAUGUAGCUUUAAUAAGCGCGGAUUCUCAGUUUUAGCUCUAUAAAGAGAACAGAGAACAGUCUGUGUUCGGGAUGGACUCCAGGAAAAGAGACCGGCACUCCCCUGCGCGCGACGGGAAGAUCAGAAUUAAAGAGGAGAAAGUUAGUCCCGCUAGGCCGCGGAUCGCGCGCCGCUCCAGCUCACAGUCCAGCGGCGCGAGCAGCAGCAGCCCCCCGAGGAGACACGACCACCGAGGAAAAGACAGAUCUCCGGGAAGAAAGGACAGAUCAUCAGGACAGCAGCGGGACAGGGAAAGGGACAGGUCCCCCCGAGGCCAGCGAAGUCGCAGUCCAUACCGCAGUUCUGAUGUUCGGAUAAAGCGGGAAAAAGAUGAUCAUCGUGAAAGAGGAAAUAGGCCUGAUGAACGUCGGGGUAGGAGGGAGGAAGAGCGUCAAAGAGGGCCGGAGCGACGGAGAGAGAGGUCUCGUGAACGGGAAGCACGUCUGCAACAGCAAGCAGAAAGGGAACAAAACAAUGAGCGUCGCAGAGAAAACCGUCUCCGGCAGGAGGCAGAGGGCGGAAAUGAGAUGCAUGAGUUUGAUGGCACAGAGGGAGAUGAUGUGUCUGGACCUGCUGUUGAGAAAGAGAAGCCCAACUUUGAACUCUCAGGUGCUUUGGUGGAAGACACCAACACAUUUCGAGGAGUUGUUAUUAAGUACAACGAGCCACCGGAGGCCCGAAUCCCAAAGAGGAGAUGGCGACUGUACCCUUUUAAGAAUGAUGAGCCACUUCCAGUCAUGUACAUCCACAGACAGAGUGCAUAUCUCCUUGGAAGACAAAGAAAGAUUGCCGACAUACCUAUUGAUCACCCCUCCUGUUCAAAACAGCAUGCUGUGUUUCAGUACAGGUUGGUGGAGCACAAACGAGCUGAUGGUACCACAGGCAGGAGAGUAAAGCCGUACAUUAUUGACCUUGGUUCAGGCAAUGGAACAUACCUGAACAACCAGCGUAUUGAAUCACAGCGGUACUACGAGCUCAAGGAGAAAGAUGUGCUGAAAUUUGGAUUCAGCAGCCGCGAGUAUGUGCUCCUGCAUGAAUUCUCAGACACCGCUGAAGUUGAUUCCAAACAGGAGCUUGAUGAGGAGGAUGAAGGGCUUGAUGAGUAGUCACCACUCAAAGUUCACCAAAGUACUUUUGUUGUGUGGGACUCUUUAAAGGAGCCCUGAAUCAAUGAUCAAGAUCGCUGUGAUUGACCCAGAAUUUAAUGGGUUGUUCUUUUAUUAAUGAUUUUGACAUUACUAUUAUGUUGUGGACAAGGUCUGUAAAAACUUGACUGGUGUCAGUCUGACAACUUUCUGUGUUUAACUCUUAUUCUCAGGUGAACAGCAUCAGCUUCGGAUUGUCUAGCACUGCCCAUUGUAGUAAUUUCAGAUCAAGUGUUCAGUGCCAGAGCAAAUGACUUAAAAAUAUAUAUUUUGGAUAAUUAUAAUUUGUCAAUAAAAGGUUUCCAUCCAGACUUUUUCAUUGUAAAUACACUGGAUGUAGGCAACGUGAGCAUUGUUUCACUUGUUUUAGUUUCUAUGAUUUAUUUGAUAUCAAAAGCUGUUUGUAGUUUGUAGACAUUCUUAUUUUAAAGUCUCAUAGCAGUAAAAUGUCUUUAUUGUUGCUUUGUAAAACUAAGACAGCUUAAGACUGUAUUCUGGUUCAUAUGUGAUGACAUUGCUUGAACGUUUUGGGUUGCAGAUCUGUAUGCAUUUUUAGAUGUUUUGUAUGGUAAAAUAAAAUAAAAAACAAGCAAUAAUGAUUUUUUUC